UUCCGAGAUUCGCCACUUCCCACCCCCCAGGUUCACCUUGGCGAGGGUGAAGAUGUCUCCGAGUCCUUGGAUGGGCACCUUCCUCCUGUCUGCCUCUUUGCUGGGUCUGCUCUUGGCGCCAGGCUGCUCAGGGGCUCAGGGCAGGUUUGCCUACAAGCUGCUCAAUGACCUGUUUGCCAACUACUCCAAUGCGCUGCGGCCGGCGGAAGACACCGACCGAGCUCUCAACGUCACGCUGCAGGUCACCCUGUCCCAGAUCAUCGACAUGGAUGAGAGGAAUCAAAUCUUGACGGCUUACCUGUGGAUCCGGCAGGUGUGGGUGGACGCCUACCUGAGCUGGGAGAAGGAGGCUUACGAUGGCAUUGACACCAUACGGAUCCCAAGCAGCUACGUCUGGAGGCCGGACAUCGUUCUGUAUAACAACGCCGACGACCAGUUCACGGGCUCGAUGGAGACCAACGUGGUGAUCCACUCGGACGGCCAGAUCAUGUGGGACUCUCCGGCCAUCACCAAGAGCUCCUGCAAGGUGGACGUCUCCUACUUCCCCUUUGACGGCCAGCAGUGCCGGCUGACCUUUGGUUCCUGGACAUACAACGGGAACCAGAUUGACAUCCUGAACAAGCAGGAGACCGGGGACCUGACGGACUUUGUGGAGAACGUGGAGUGGGAGGUGCUGGGGAUGCCGGCCAAGCGCAGCGUGGUCACCUACGGGUGCUGCUCGGAACCCUACCCAGACGUCACCUACACGCUGCUGCUCAAGAGGAGGGCUUCCUUCUACAUCUUCAACCUGCUUCUCCCCUGCAUCAUGAUCUCCUUCCUCGCCCCGCUGGGCUUCUACCUCCCGGCCGACUCCGGGGAGAAGGUGUCCCUGGGGGUGACCGUGCUCCUGGCACUGACCGUCUUCCAGCUGCUGGUGGCCGAGAGCAUGCCCCCCUCGGAGAACGUGCCCCUCAUCGGCAAAUACUACAUCGCCACCAUGACCAUGAUCACGGCCUCCACCGCCUUGACCAUCUUCAUCAUGAACAUCCACCACUGCGGCCCUGGCGCCAAACCCGUCCCCAGGUGGGCCAAGAAGCUCAUCCUGCAAUACAUGGCCCGCAUCUUCUUCGUCUACGAAGUGGGGGAGAGCUGCAGGAGCCCCCGGCCGGAGCCGGAGCCCAACCCCAAGGCCCGCGUGGCCAACGGCGGAGGCCCCGCACGGGGGGUGGGCAGGGGGAGAUCCCCCGGCGAGGAAGCGCCACCCCUCCGGUCUCCUUCGCAGGGGCCCAGCAGCCCCUCGGAGCAGCCCGGGUGGGGCGAGGGCGGCCAGUACGUGGCCCCGGAGGGUGGGGAGGGUGGGUCUGCGGACCAGGACCCCUGCGCCAAGAGCCGCUGCUUCUGCCACCACCACAGCAUCCUCAGGAACGUGGAGUACAUUGCUAACUGCUUCCGGGACCAGAAGGCGGCUUCCAGGCGGACCGGGGAGUGGAAGAAGAUCGCCAAGGUGAUGGACCGCUUCUUCAUGUGGGUCUUCUUCGCGAUGGUCUUCAUCAUGAGCGUCCUCAUCAUGGGCAAAGCCAUCUGAGAUGCCCCAAAGGA
This is a messenger RNA of Lacerta agilis (Sand lizard), 1578 nucleotides long. RefSeq names its product cholinergic receptor nicotinic alpha 10 subunit (gene CHRNA10). The record is from RefSeq and is a predicted model, not a curated record. NCBI's taxonomy places the organism in Eukaryota, Metazoa, Chordata, Lepidosauria, Squamata, Lacertidae. The transcript has 5 exons. Bases 53 to 1564 code for a protein of 503 amino acids. Gene Ontology annotation, cellular component: neuron projection; synapse; postsynaptic membrane. Gene Ontology annotation, molecular function: acetylcholine-gated monoatomic cation-selective channel activity; transmembrane signaling receptor activity. Gene Ontology annotation, biological process: chemical synaptic transmission; regulation of membrane potential; monoatomic ion transmembrane transport.